AGCGUCCUCCUCCUCUUCUCCUUCUUCUCCAUUCUUCUUCAUCGCCAUCGACACCCCUCUCUCUUUCUCUCGCUCUUCGAGUAGGACUUUUGCGAGGAGGUUGCGAUACGCUCGCCUCGCCGGCACCAGGGCCCCGGAGCGCCCUCCGCCGCGCCCCCUUCGCCCAGGUCCGCUUCUACGUAUGGGCUCACCAUGCGCAGGAUUCGGGCCAACGCCAUCGCGAUCCUGACCGUCGCCUGGAUCCUGGGCACCUUCUACUACCUGUGGCAGGACAGUAAGCCGGCGACGGCGGCGUCUGCGCCCUCGUCAGCGGGGAAUCACCACCUGGGAGGUGGGCGCCUGGAGAUCCACCGAGACGACAGGACCAUCCCGCUGAUUGUAAGCCAGCCCCCACGUGGCGAGCAUCAGGAUCUUCUUCUGGGUGGCCUGGAUGAGAAUAAGUACUUGGACGCUAAGCAGCUGAAGCCCGGUGACGACCCAUACAGGGAGCACGCCUUCAACCUCAUCGAGAGCCACCGUCUGGGAGCGCAGCGGCCGCUCAGGGACACCAGACACUACAGGUGCGCCUCCCUAAACUAUGACGUCGACCUGCCGUCCACCAGCGUCAUCAUCACCUUCCACAACGAGGCCCGCUCCACGCUGCUGCGCACAGUCAAGAGCGUCCUGAUGCGGAGUCCUCCGCAGCUCAUUCACGAAAUCCUCCUCAUCGACGACUUCAGCGCCGACGCCGAUGACUGCCAGCUGCUCGCUCAGAUCCCCAAAGUGCGCUGCCUGAGGAACGGCAGGAGAGAGGGACUCAUCAGGUCCCGCGUGCGAGGAGCCAACUCUGCCUCGGCCCCUAUCUUGACUUUCUUGGACAGCCACUGUGAGGUGAACGCUGAUUGGCUGCAGCCAAUGAUCCAGCGCGUCAAGGAGGACCAUACGCGAGUGGUGAGCCCCAUCAUCGAUGUCAUCAGCCUGGACAACUUUGCUUACUUGGCCGCCUCGGCCGACUUGAGAGGAGGAUUUGACUGGAGUCUCCACUUUAAGUGGGAGCAGAUUCCCAUAGAACAGAAAAUGGCCAGGAGUGACCCCACGCAGCCAAUCAGAACCCCGGUAAUUGCGGGGGGAAUAUUUGCAAUGGACAAGAGUUGGUUCAACCAUCUUGGACAGUACGACACUCACAUGGACAUCUGGGGUGGGGAGAACUUUGAGCUGUCGUUCCGCGUAUGGAUGUGCGGCGGCAGUCUGGAAAUCCUGCCGUGCAGUCGCGUGGGUCAUGUGUUCCGGAAGCGACACCCGUACGACUUCCCAGAAGGCAAUGCUCUCACCUACAUCAAGAACACGCGGCGGGCCGCCGAGGUGUGGAUGGACGAGUACAAGCAGUACUACUACUCGGCCAGGCCUUCAGCACAAGGCAAAGCUUUCGGCAGCAUAGCCGACCGUCUGACGCUGCGCCGAAAGCUGAACUGCAAACCUUUCCGCUGGUACAUGGAGAAUGUUUACCCUGAGCUCAGGGUUCCCGAGCAGGAGGCCGUGUCCAGCGUCCUCCGACAGGGAACGUUGUGCCUGGAGACCCGCGGGAUGGACGGACUCGGCCUGGCGGAGUGCAAAGUGGUCAGAGGCAGCAGGCCGCAGGCGCAGAGGUGGGAGUUAAUCGAGCCGUUGAUCCGGCAGCGCGACCUUUGCUUGGCCAUCACGCUCUUCACCGCGGGGUCAAAGGUCACCAUGGAGCCCUGCAACGCCAAAGAGCCUCGACAGAAAUGGAAGCCCAAAGGCUCGGCCCUGCAGCACACAGUUAGCGGACUGUGCCUGGACAGUCAGAGCACAGUCGGCCCGCUUGUCAUUGCACAGUGCCGCCCUCUAGUGGCCAGCCAGGCCUGGGAGCCUCAGAUCAUCACAUGAAGGACCAAAGGAAUGUUCCGGCAACAAAAGAAUUACCUUGGCCUUGCUUCUGAAGCAGUGUAGGAUGCUCCAUCUUUAAAGGAGGCUGCAGCUCUUCUAACCUUAACUUCUUGCUUGUUGUUUUUUUUUUACAUUUACUUGUUAAUUCCUGAAAGGGGACAUCUUAUGGAAAUUGGACUUUUUCACGUUUGUGCAGUGAACCCCUGCAUAUUUACGGAUUUUUAGGGGGAUCGAUUGUCUGUGAUCCACUGAUUUUGAAAUAAUACUUUGCCGCCACCUUGUAGCAUCUUGGAUUCAAGGAACUGUUGAGCUGAAGGGAGAAGUUUAAUUUAUGGGUGAGCGUCAUUUACUUAGUAUGCCUGUCCACCAAUCAAAUGUGAGCUAAAAUGACCAAGUAAAGCUUUGGUAAUCUGCCUGUUUUUGAAAGUGUGUCUGAGUGAGUCGUUCCCAACUUUGUCCCACUGCGAUGUCACAAUUUGGACUCUGCCGACGUUCUUUAGGUGGUAAAAUCUUAUGAUAGAGAUGUUCUUAAUGUGUGGAAUAAAAGUCGUCUCAGAUUCUCAAAUCGCAACCAGGUUUUGGGUGGAUGGUUUAAAAGAUAUUAACUGUAGUUUUAUUAAAAGUUUCUCUCUGUGCCUCAGGACUGAUGACUUCUUCAGUUUUGUCCUGGUUAAGCCAGAGAAAGUUUUCUGCCAUCCAGGAUUUGACAUCUGAGAUGCAGUUAAAAGGUGCAUCCAUUGGCCUUGUGUCACUCUGAGCCACAGAGAUCUACAUUUGUGAAUCGUUGGCAUAACUGUGAAAGAUGACUCCAUGUUUCCGGAUAGCAUCACCAAGAGGGAGCCUGUAUGGGUCUAAAAGCACUGGGCCUAAACUUGAACCCUGGGGCACACCACAUGAUUUUAUGGACCUUAGAAAAGCAGGUAUCUCGACUUACCAUGAAAGUUCUGGGGGGGGGGGGGGGGGGAGAGGCACUGGCUCACAGCUCCGCCCCUUAAAGGAGCCCAUAACACCAUGGCAAGAAAUAUACUGUAAAAGUACAUCUAUGAUUCAUGCUCCUCCGAAUAUAAUAUACAUAAACUAAAAUCUGAGGGAAACAGAACAUUUUUGUAAAAAAAAAAAAUUCCUGGAGAAGAUGAUUCAGCACGAUAUUAAUGCAGCCUUAAGACUUCAUACGACGCUCAUGCAAAAUGACAGUAAUGGAGUGAGGCCACUCUAAUUCUCAGUGGGUAAAUUAUGAAGAAAAAAAGCAUAAUAUGCCUCCUUUAACAAAAUGUAAGAGGGCUGAUGGGUACAAAGCUGUGGUCAGGUGAAUUUUUUUUAAUUUAUUGUUCUGCAUGGUUGCACCCAACGAAUGUUUUUUUCCUUCUUCCUGUCUUGUCAUACUGUACUCAUGUGCUGGAAAUACUUGUACGUGUAUAUUUGCUUGAUAUUUGCUUGAUGUGUGUGAGUGUGCGAAUGUGUGUAAAGUACACUUGACAAAUAAAAUAGAGUAACAAAGAA
Molecule: messenger RNA, 3384 nt
Organism: Hippocampus zosterae (dwarf seahorse)
Lineage: Eukaryota; Metazoa; Chordata; Actinopteri; Syngnathiformes; Syngnathidae
Gene: galnt16
Product: UDP-N-acetyl-alpha-D-galactosamine:polypeptide N-acetylgalactosaminyltransferase 16
Exons: 15
Coding region: 193-1884 (563 amino acids)
Cellular component (GO): Golgi apparatus
Source: RefSeq, a predicted model, not a curated record